Messenger RNA from Babesia bigemina, 621 nucleotides. Its product is annotated as AMMECR1 like protein,putative. The transcript is spliced from 7 exons. The coding region runs from base 1 to 621 and encodes 206 amino acids. The record is from RefSeq and is a predicted model, not a curated record. Lineage: Eukaryota; Apicomplexa; Aconoidasida; Piroplasmida; Babesiidae.
AUGGUGACGCCAAUCGACGACGUUAUUGACCAGGUCGACAACACGCUGUGCGCCGCUUGCUUCGACGCAAUCUACUGCGCCAUCAACAACAAGCUGCUGCAGUGGCUGGUGGAGAAGAAUGUGUCCUGCCCGAUCUUCGUCACAUGGAUGAUAGCGGACCACAACGGCAACGAUGAAUUGCGCGGAUGCAUAGGCACAUUAUCACCCGUGCCGAUCAGCCAAAUAGGGCACUACGCCAAGAUGAGCGCCUUCGAGGACACCAGAUUCCCGCCUAUCUCGGGCGACGAGUUGCCGCGGCUCAUGUGCGGCGUGUCACUGCUGCACACGUACGAGGCGGCCGCUAACCCCCAUGACUGGGAGAUCGGGAAGCACGGCGUCAUCGUCAAGUUCGAGCAAAACGGCAGGCAAUACUCGGCGACGUACCUGCCCGAAGUCGCGGAGGAGCACAAUAUGUCACGCGAGGACGCGGUGAAGCAGCUUGUGCGCAAGGCUGGUUACAGGGGCGCGCUCAGCCAGGAGCUGCUGUCGUCAGUCAAGGUCACCAGGUACCAGAGCAAGAAACUCAAGCUCUCGUUCCGCGAAUACGCAUCGCUCGAACACGACGGUGAAUCGGAGCAAUAA